This is a messenger RNA of Saprolegnia diclina VS20, 258 nucleotides long. RefSeq lists its product as hypothetical. Lineage: Eukaryota; Oomycota; Saprolegniomycetes; Saprolegniales; Saprolegniaceae. Bases 1 to 258 code for a protein of 85 amino acids. Gene Ontology annotation, molecular function: protein binding. Gene Ontology annotation, cellular component: cytoplasm. The record is from RefSeq and is a predicted model, not a curated record. The transcript is spliced from 3 exons. Gene Ontology annotation, biological process: innate immune response.
AUGAUCCAGCUCACCACGUCAACGACAUUGAUAAAGUACGCCAACGAGGGCAAAACGGCGUUGCUGCUGGCGUCCGAAAGCGGCCAUGACAGUACCGUCAAGAUCCUACUGAGCCGCAAUGCUUGCGUGCUGCAUACCGACAACAAAGACCGGACGGCGCUGCUACUGGCAACCACGAAUGGACACGAAGCCGUGGUUCGACGUCUGCUCCUUGCUGGUGCAGCCGUCAACUUCACCGAUCCGGUUCAGCUCACAUAG